AUGUCUUGCUUUCCAAAAACAAAAGCAACACAACAAUCAGCAAAAGAGAAAUCAGCAGCAUCCUCUUCUACACUUCCACAAUCCGAACAUCCUACAAUCACUUCAGCAGUAGCAGCUGAUCCAACCCUACCGCCAUCCAAAGCUGCAACGAGAUUAUUUCCAAACCCUCCAGCAUGGAAGAGAGGUAUUCUGCGGUUCAAAAUCAAAGAACAACUAGAAGAAGGUAGAGGGAAAAAGUGGAAUUGGCAUAAAGGUGCAGUCCAUGUAGGUAAUCAAGAACCGGAUGAAAAGGAACUACAGUCUAUACGUGAACGAUUUGGGUACUCGUCAGAUCCUGAGAAAGGUCCUUCAAAGUUGUACCUUAUGAUGCUUGCAGACGCAUGUCUUCCCCUACCACGCAAUCCAAUGUCAGGCGUAGUGUCGCCGUCACUACUAGCCACAACUGGUAUCGUUCCCUUUUCGGUCUUUAGUACAGGUCCUGAUAUCAUUCAGCACUAUUACGACUGCAUCGUAGCAGCGCAAAAGGAAGUGGUUUGUCUAACGAACUACUGGCAAUUGGGAAAGAACGUCGAUCGAAUCUCAGACGCUCUACGGGAACUGAACAAACGACAUCAAAAGAGAAAGGAAGAGAGAACGACCCAAGAUAGUAACGGUAAUUCUGAAUCUGAAUCCUCCAAAAAGCAACUUCGAGCAAAAGAUGUCAAGCUCGAAGAUAAAAUUAUCGUCAAGCUUAUGUGGGAUCGUGGUCCACAAACACUAGCUGAUUUGUUCCGUAUACGAAAACCAGUCCCGCCAGAACUAUGGAAAAAGAAUGGCUUACCGACUGAAGAUGAAAUCCCCUACCUGAGUGUGGAAAUCUUGAACUACCACAGACCUCUGAUGGGCACUUUCCACGCCAAGCUGCUUCUUGUCGAUCGUCAAGUUGCUGUGAUUAACAGUAAUAAUAUCCAAGAUCGACCCAAUCUAGAAGCAUGCACUCGAUUGGAAGGUGAUAUUGUCAAUUCAGUAUACGAUCACGCUUUGAUCUCUUGGGGUAAUCGCCUCAAUCCACCUUUGCCUUGCCUCGGAUCGCCUGCUCCAAAAACACCAUCUCCAUCAGCAUUCUCUGGAGGAGAGGAGUCUACUUUGCCCCACAUUACAGCAGCUCGCUUGCGUGAGAUUGCAAGUUCCGUUCGAGAGCGUCUACGAUCAGACGACGAAGAAGCCGAAGUAGAACAAGCGCGACCUCCAAUACGAAGAAUGAGCUUUGCCGAUGUGAUGGAUGGAGUGAUGCGAAGGGAUGGAACGAUGCACAGCCCAACACAGACUCAUGCACCAAAAACACCACGAUUUGGACCCUCGACGCCCAAAUUUGGACCAUCAUCUCCUCAGAAAGAUAAACAGCAAGGCUCGCCAAACAUUGACAGAGAACAGGCUGCCCGUAAUGCGGGUGCUGAAUGGGCUCGAAAGGCUUUACGAUUGUCUGAUUUCCAAGAAACACACUCACAACCAGCGCAAGGCUCUCAAAGUGCUGAUCAGGCUCUUACACCCAAUCGUCGUCACUUUGCUGAUGUAGUGUAUGCAUUGAUGGAAAAAGAAGGUAUAAAGCCUGGUUUGUGGGCAGAAGGUGCAUUGGACGCAUUCGGAUUGGGUCCAAGUAGUAGUAGAAAUGUUGCAGAUGAGGCACGCAAGAGUCGCAAUGCAGCCAAGACUGCUGCUGAAAAGGGUAUUAGUAUUCCACAAAUGGUGAAAGAAGAGGAUGGCAAGAGCGAUGGACAUGUCGCUGGCGGUGAUGAUACAUUAAAUGAAGUCGGUGCAGGAUCUCCAGAUGCCAAAGCCGUAUCCCCUCAACAUACAACAGAAACUGCAUCAAAUGUACCUGCAACUAUCACCAAGCAGUCGUCACCUUCACAGUCUACGAGUAACCUCGAAGUACCAAAAGCUGGCAAUAGUGCCAAUGGUGAUGCAAAUCUUACACCAACAGAUCCAACUCUUGAUGAGGCACCGGAAGCUGCGCCGGGAUCGAAAGCAUACCAACGUCGAAAGAGGACCAUCUCUUCCCGUUCUCGCGCAUCAGCAUCUGAAAGAUUGGCACAAAUUACCAAAUCACUCGAUUUUGCCAACCUUUCACAGGUAAAAGGUGAAAUCACAGCACAACAAUUAGCAGCGAUGACCGAUCGGGUAGCACAAGAGAUCGGAGGAAGUUUUGCACAAGGAGCUGUUGAUAUUUUGGAUUUCAAUCCUUACAUCUUCCAUUUACCUCAUUCACCUGUGCCAAUGGCAUUGGUUAACAGAAGACCACAUGGAACGCCAGGUCAUUCUGAUAUUCGAAACGCUCAAGAUGCAGCAUGGUUGGCAGGCUUCAGAUAUGCAAAAGAGCACAUCUUCCUACAAAGUCCUACUCUAAACGCAACGCCGAUCAAACAUGCUGUCCUGCAUGCUGUUCGUCGUCAUGUUCGUGUGGAGCUGUGGCUGGGUCUAGGAUUCAAUGACAAGAGUGAAAGUAUGCCAUUCCAGGGUGGUACGAACGAGAACGUGGUCACACGAUUAUACCGUCAAUUGCGUAGAGAAGGAAAAGGAGACGAAAAGUAUUUAGAAGUUUAUUGGUAUACAGGAAAGGAUAUGGCAAGACCGUUGAAUGCAGUUCGUAAGCAACGUAAUUGUCACGUUAAAUACGUCUCUUUUGAUGGUGAAGUGGCCAUCAUCGGAAGCGGUAAUCAAGAUACACAAUCGUGGUAUCAUUCACAAGAGAUCAAUGUCAUGGUCGAUAGCAGGCAAAUCGUUGGUGAAUGGGAUCGUGCAUUACGUCGCAAUCAAAGCACACAUUUGUACGGUCGCGUAGACGAUGAUGGAAUCUGGCGUGGAAGGACAGGAGCGGAAACGGUUGAUAAGGGAGGGGAUUAA
Meira miltonrushii is the source of this 2883-nucleotide messenger RNA. RefSeq lists its product as uncharacterized. Bases 1 to 2883 code for a protein of 960 amino acids. The transcript is spliced from 2 exons. NCBI's taxonomy places the organism in Eukaryota, Fungi, Basidiomycota, Exobasidiomycetes, Exobasidiales, Brachybasidiaceae. Gene Ontology annotation, molecular function: catalytic activity. The record is from RefSeq and is a predicted model, not a curated record.